Messenger RNA from Dermacentor andersoni, 3296 nucleotides. Its product is annotated as THAP domain-containing protein 1 B-like. The record is from RefSeq and is a predicted model, not a curated record. Gene Ontology annotation, molecular function: sequence-specific DNA binding. Lineage: Eukaryota; Metazoa; Arthropoda; Arachnida; Ixodida; Ixodidae.
CACCUAGCGGAAAUUAGCGUCAACAGCGGCCCCCGUCAGAUGUGACGCAUUGAUGGCAUUACGUGCGGGAGGCGUCUGUGUUGUUCUUAAAUGACAGCUAGCCGGGCGGGCCUUGUUUCAAAUACUUACUGAAUAUAGCGCCAUGUGUACGACCUGUUCUGCGGUUGGGUGCAGGAACAUGCCCCCGACGCCCGGAGUGAGCUUCCACACGUUCCCCAAGUGUCCCAAGUUGCGCAGGCUGUGGGUGCUGGCCAUGAAGCGCGAUUGCUGGCAGCCCACACCGAGCAGCAGACUCUGCUCGGCGCACUUCAGGGACGAGGACUAUGUCCACGACCCGAGCAUCGCCCUGCGAAUGGGGUUCGAACCAUUCUCGAAGCUUUUGAAGCCCGGCGCCGUUCCCUCUGUUUUCGACCACAAUCGCAAAAAGGUGAACAAGAUUCGAGGAGCUUUCGAAAAACGCCAGCGAAAGGAGAUCGUCAAUGAGGCCUUGGCAGCUUACGAAGCAUCACCUGCAGCACUUCGAAGCACUACGUCACACUUGUGCCAGAAGCAUAUAAAAUGCUGUGACAAAGUGAACCAAAAAGAGUCCAUCUCCAUUGGAACGAACACGCACCACCCAAAGCGCAACCAAGGCCUGAUGACAGAAAGGCCCAUGCUUCGGAAUGCAGCCGUGCAGACUGGCAAACAAGUCAUUUCAACGACGACCUUGUGUGGAAUCCAGCUCACACAUAAAAGAAAAGGAAAAAGAGGGCAUGUACAAAGAAGAUAGAAACUGAAUGGUUAACUUGGUCCGACUAUAAAAGGUUCAUAUGUGUUUCUUUUGAACUGUGCUGCAAAUUUGACAUAAAAAUUGUAACAGCGCAAACACAUGCAACCACAAAGUACCAAGGACGAGACACAAGCGCUGACACAAUGUGCUGCAAAUGCCCCCUUCUAACUGUAAGUGGUGAUAGACUGUGUGAAAGUCUACCAUUACAUAAGCAUUUGUCACACAUGUGACACAUUUAUCAAAGAUAAGCAUGUUAAUGUAUGACAUAAAUCUGUCAAAGGUGCAUAAUUUUGUUGCAAGGCAUUCAUAUUCCAUUAAAAUAAAGUAAGCGUGGCAAGAUAAUGCCUUGUGCACCUUCUAGUGUGUCAUUGCAAUUACACAGCAAUGCUAUAUCGAUUUAGCAUACUGUAAAUCAGGUAACGUUUGCUUAUAAAAAUAAUUGAGUUUACGACCCAGAGCACGUCCACGAGUUAGUUAUUGGCUGCAGGUGUUAUGAGAAACGAAGAACUGUUCAUUUAUCAUUGGUGAGGAAAGUAAUCAAAUAUGGCAACGUUUUAAGUAAAAUGGUCAUGUGAAACAAUACUUUGUGCAUUUAAGUAGAAUGAGGCCAUAUUGCAUAUGUACGAAGUUCAGUUUAUGUGUAUCUUAUUAUCCGUGAAUUUUAAUGCAUUAGGUUUAAGAGGGUCAAAGUGGGAAAAAAAUGUGUGCAAAAUGAGGGAAGGCGGUCACGUGGUACAGGUAGAGAGGAGUAUAUCAGAAUGUCAGAACUGGGUUGGGGCCUUGAAGACGCUAUCCAGAAACAUGAAUGAAAUAAAAUACCUUGACAAACAGGACUUCAGUCAGUGAAACCAAUCUUUAUUUUUUAUCCGCACAAGAACUAUGCAGAUUGUGGAUCUGCCCACAUGAUAUUACAAAAAUAGACUGAUGAGUUCGCCUUGUCAUCUGUUUGCAAGGGGUCGACAACCUUUCACUUCUGGCCAAGCAGUAGCGUGAUCAUCAAGUCAUCAGUGCAAGCAACAGGAGAGGAGUGAUUGCUUAAUAUGGGGGUUCAUUUCAACAGAAACAUGUAUUCUAAAGACAAUGGAAUCAUUCUUAAUACUGUAAUAACAGCUGUAUGUUAUGAAUACAAUCAACAUUUUAUCUCUUUCGUUUUCCUAACACCGUUGCCUUUCCGAUGAUAUAUAAUUGUAACAGUGCUUGAUGAGUGCACAUGUGCUUUUAUAUUAUAAUCAAUGCAAUAGGAGGAGUGUGCUCCAUCUUGACAUUCCACAGUUGUGCGUAUAGAGCCUGGAGCGGUCAUGCAAUGUUUUGCGACAGUUUGUUCACUUCAGUGUGGUACUUCAAAAACAAAAUGUGCACCGGAAAGAGUUAAUUAAAUCCAGGAUAAGUCGCCACUUAAUUGUUUACCUUCCCACCACUGGGAACAACUGCCUGUAAAACAAGUUGAGUACUCAAAUGUUAUAUCGAUUAUACACGUUACACAUCACCAUCCUGGACUUCUACCCCGAUGAGGCAUCCCCUUCAUGCGGUGACACUCGCACGCAUGUUCUGGGAGUGUAGAAACACUUUGCCUGACUCUACCUCGGACAAGUGGGAGAAGAUCCUAUGAAGCACGCUACUCCGACCAGCAAUGGGCCAUCUAGCAGGCCUGUGCAGUGGCCGCUAGGUACUCCCUGUCGGUCCCUGCGUGGGAGAUGCCCAAUGCGUGCCGACGCGCGUCCUGCGGGAACUUUAAUAACGUUUAUACAAUCCAAAUACUCAAAUGUGUACACAUCUAUAGAGGGUACGCACAUUGUCACAUAGUAUAUAAGAUUUGUAUUUGGGCACCCAACCUGUGUGGUUCUCUUGUCAAUCUGAGCUUUUCUUUUCUUAUUGAAUUCCAUUCAGCUUACCUUGUCCCACCUUGACAAGCUGCAUUACUAAAGACUGUGGCACAUGUUCUAGUGAAACGGUAAGCGUAAUUUGUGGGAAAAUGAGAUUCGGUAUGUGUUGUACUAUUCCGCAACAUUCUGUUGUGUGCAUGUGACGGUCAGUGCUAGCUAUCAUUGAUUAAUGAAGUUAGGGGGUCAAAUGUGGAUUCGAGCCCCUUCUGGGAUCUUCACUAUGCUUGGAACUACACUUUUGUUAAAGUGUUUUGGUGUGCCAAAAUCUUCUUUACAGCAAUAGCUGUAUAAGACACACCUAGUGGUGGUAUGCUGUUGGCUGAACGCAACAGCUUAUUGUCAGCUACUCCAAAAAUACGAGAAAAAAGAAACUACGAAGGUUGUCAUGGGAACUACUGGACUAAAACUGAAAUCCCAUAGUGAACACCAGCGAGUUAACCCAUGUUGCACAAGAAAUGUGUGCUCCUUUUGCUUUCUUUUUCUUCUUUUGCACAGACUCUGGAAUUGAAGCUGCUGCCCUGCAAAAUAAAAGGAUGUUGCUAGUCACUUUGCAGUUUUCCUUUCUUAAAUCUGCCAUCUGGCAGUCAGACUACAAGCAGCGACAUCUGUGAAAAUUCAAAUAAAGAUAUACUGCACCCCAUGUA